AUGUCUUCUUUUCCCAUUCAUUGGGCUACGACGGCCGCGAGAAUGAAGGCCGCACCCCCAAACAUUAGACCCAAGAUCCCGGCCCAAAACACCACGACUCUGAACAGAAACCGAUUCAACAUCAUUCCUGAUACCAAGACCAGAAGGGACCGCCUUCUCCACCCGCAAAACGGCCUUCUUCCGCGUCUUCCCCAUCUCGAUGCCUCAUCACUAUCAACCACCCGCCUCCACCCAUCCUUCUUAUUCCUCUCAUCCAUGCCCGCUAUCGAACCUCUGUUAUCUACUACCGGCACUGGCGACAUUCAGCGCGAGUGCAUCAAGGCGAACAAAGCCCUACCCCCCUUCACCGUUCUGAUGCUUCAGUAUCAGGCACUUUCAGCUUCGAAUAUGAUUGUUCGCAUGAAGAACAGGCUUCGUGAGAGCAAGCGCAACGAUGACCACCUGGUCAGUGGCAACGGCAAAGGAGACGGUGACGAGGAGUGCGCAGAGGAAAACAACAGGGACAAUGACAAUAGGGAAAUGGAGGAUUAG
This is a messenger RNA of Neurospora tetrasperma FGSC 2508, 531 nucleotides long. RefSeq lists its product as uncharacterized. The transcript has 2 exons. NCBI's taxonomy places the organism in Eukaryota, Fungi, Ascomycota, Sordariomycetes, Sordariales, Sordariaceae. The coding region runs from base 1 to 531 and encodes 176 amino acids. The record is from RefSeq and is a predicted model, not a curated record.